UGUUGACAAACGUGACCAAUGCAUAUCUCUGUCCCAUCGUCGCUAAGUGGAAUAAAAUGUAAUUUUACGAGAUUUUGUCGACGUUGUAAGGUUUCACGUGGAUUCUUCAUGAAGCUGUGAAUCCGGUCUAAACUGAAACUAUGCUGAAAUGGCUUUCCGGUGAAGAGGGAGAGCCUGGCUCUGUAGGUCCAGGCUCUCCCCGUGCUGCUGCUGGUGGUGGUGGUGUUGGUGGAGAAGUUACUGCAGAAGAAACGUCGGAGCGGCUCACCCAAACCGAGCUGCUUGUCACUCAGCUGAAGGAGAUGAUCCGGGAGAAAGAUGCAGCACUUCGCUCCAAAGAUGACCAACUUAAGGUGGAGAAGGAGACAUGCGAGUCCAAACUGUCGAAGCUGCGUCUUCAGAACAAGGCCAAGGUGACCUCUCUCAACUCACAGCUGGAGGAGCUGAAGAAACAACAGGGAGGUCAGGGCACGCCAACGCACAGCAAAAAGGGGUCUUCAGAAGGAGGAGGAGAGCAGGCCAGUCGGGGCAAGAUUGUCUUGCUAAAGAAAAAGGUGGAGGAACUAGAACAGCAGCUUGCACAAAGACAGGAGGAGCUGGAAAACAAGAGAAAGGAGGUUGAGUUACAACGGCAGCGGGGCGAGGAAAUGGACACCAUGCUGACAGAGAGGGACAGGAAGCUGGCGGAAAAAGAAGCGUAUAUUGUUCACCUGCAAACAGCACUGGCAGGAGAUCAGCCCAUCCCACCUGCACCACAACAAAAGGUGACAGAGGACAGUGGAGCAAUGCAGGAGCUGCAGCUGCUGGUGCAAAGCCUGACCAAGAAGGUGGGAGAUGCGGAGGAGCGCUACAGUUUGCUGCAGGAGCAGACAGACAGCCUCAAAGAGCUGGUGGCCACAGAGAAGGAGCAGUACAUUCAAAAGGAGACCAUGUACAAACAGAACAUCCAGACAUUCAAAGACAUCAUUAUUCAGAAAGAUAACCAGCUGCUAGAGAUUAACCAGAUGCACGAACAGGAGCUCUUCAAGCUAGCAGCGAAGUCUGACGCCAGCGCAGACUUAGAGCAGCUUUUGAAGGCUCUAAAACAGAAACUUCAUGAGAAGGAGGAGGUGCUGCUGGGUAAAACGCAGGUCAUCGAUGUUCUCCAAGGAGAGGUGGAUGGCAGGGACCAACAGAUAAAGGAGCUUGCAGAGCGGCUGCGUCGACUACAAGUAGAACGAGAGAGCCUGGAAUCCAAGAUGGAGGCAGAGAAGCAUGUGAUGCGAGCGCAACUUCGCGACCUGAUGGAAAAGCAGCAGGCGGAGGUGCAGCGAAUGGCUGAGCAGCAUCAGGCACAGAUGGCCCAAACGCAGCAGGAUCUCCUGGGGCAGCUGCAGGAGCUGAGGAGGGCCUCGGUAGCGGCACCAUCUCCCAGUCAGGAGGCCACAGGAAGUGGAAGCAUGCCCACAGAUUCAGCCUCCAUCCAGAGGAUCACUGAGCUGGAAGCCCAAACAAAGCAAAAAACGGACGAAGCGAGCAGAUCAGAGGCCAAGUUCCUGAAAAUGAAAGCCUGGUCUAAAUCUCGGAUCAGACAGUUGGAAGAGGAGUUGAAGAAAAGCCAUGCUGGAGGUGCCCCCCCAGACCUGACUGCCCUGCGGAGUCGUAUCACAGCACUGGAGGAGGAGAGAGAGGAAAACCUCUGGAAAGUGGAACAAUAUGAGGAGCUCAAAGCAAAGAACGAAAUGCUGGAGGCUAAGCUGGUGGUAUAUGAGGAGCAACAGAGGACACUACAAGCAGACCUGGAGCAGUUCACCAAGAGGGCCACCUCUCAGGCAAGUGAGUCAGGCAGUGCCGAUGACACUCAGAGCCAGGUGCUGGAGUGGCAGGAGAUGGUAGCUGAGGCAGUCAGCGCCAGGGACCGGGCCAAGGAGGAGAAGACUGUCAUGGCCCUCCGCAUUAGCCACAUGGAGGAGGAAAGAGAGGCACUGGCCACUCGGCAGCAGGAGUUGGAGGAGGAGCUGAGUCAAGCUCGGGGGCUCGGCCAACACAGGGCCAAGAAGCUGGCAUCUCCCGCCCGGCGAAGCCUGCAGGAGGACUUUGAAUUUGAUGGGCAGGACCCGCGGAGCAGCUCUCAGAGCACGAACCUGAUGGAGGGAGAGAACAUGGGAGAUGGUUUGCGGUCUGUCGUGGAGGAGCUGGAGCUGGAAAGGAACCAACUGCAGGAGCAGAUCCUGAGCCUGGAGGAGCGCUGUCAGGAUCUGGAGGAUCGACAGCAGCUGCAGUCCCGCAUAGAGACGUUACAGGUGACGUUUGAUGUAGAUGAAGAUGAGCAGCCAUUUUGGGUCCCUCAGAAUGAGUCCGAGAGACUACAGAGCCAGCUCGCCAGCGUCCGAAGUCAACAGAGCAGAGACGCAGAGAAGCAUCAGCUACUGGUUAGCAGUCUCAACGAACAGCUCAAAGGACUGAGUAACACACAGGAGUGCCUGGAAAGCUCACUCAUCGAGAAGGAGAAUACACUAGCCAAGACAUCUGAGAAGCUUGAGCUCAUCAACGGCCUCCGAGAAUCUUUGAGUGAAAAAGAAAUUCAGUACAAAGAGGUGUCUGACAAGCUCCUUCAGGCUGAGAACACUCUUGAGAAUGUUUCCAAGAAAUGCAGCAGCUCAGAGAAACAGUGCUCUGAGCUGAAAACAGAAGUUGUCGACCUCACACAGAAGCUGAGUUUGCUGAAGGAGAAGACACAAAAGCAGGAAGUCAACAUAGAAACGUUACAAACUGAGCUUGAUCAGACAAACGAGGAGCUGGACAAACUAAACUCCGCCCACUUGGAAGAACGAGCCCAACUCAUUCAUGACCUGCAAGGCUGCGAGCGGGAAAUCGAUAGGCUUAAAGACGUCCUGCUGGAGAAGGACGAGGAGAUAUCGACCCUCUCCGGUAACAUGGCCGAGUACGCAGAGCAGGUCACAGUGCUGAAGCAGGAGAUCCGACUCAAAGACGAGAACCUGGUCCGUGUAGAAACCGCUCUGAGUAAGGCAGAGCUGGAGGCCAGGAUUAUCAGAGACACGCAGAAUUCAGACCAGCAAGCCUUGGUCACAGAGCUGGUCCAGAAACUCAAGGAUACUGAGAUAGAGUUGGUCAAAACCAAAGAGGAAAGCGAGUCUAAGGUGGCUGAGGUGGAACAUAUGCUAAAGCAGGCAGAAGAGGACAAGAAAACUAUUCAGUGCCUUCGGGGGGAGACCCAGAAACACAUUGUGAGCCAUCAAAAUCAUCUUUCUGAAUGUGAAACGCACAUCAUUUCACUAAAGGAACAGCUGGCUUAUCCACCCAAAAGCUGCAGGAGUCAGAAAGACUCCUUUUGCAGCUCAAGGACAAAAAAUACCAGCAGUGAGCAACUACAGCAACAGCUUAAUGAUAAAGAACAGACCUAUGAAAAAGAACUCAAAUCUUUCAAGGAGGAACAGAACAAACUUUUGGCACAAGUGGAAAGAUACAAUAAUGAAAUGCAGACAUUGUCCAAACAAUUAGAGGAGCAAGUACAAAGUGAAGAGCACAUUAAAAAGGAGGUACAGGAGAAACUGAAAACCAUAGCAUCACUGGAAAACCAACUGAAGAAAACCGAUAAACAGGCCGAGGACGAUAGGCAGAAAUUCAACACUGAAUUGCAAAACCGGGAUUCAGAAAAUGAGAAAUUGAGCAAUGAACUUCAAAGCAAAUCUGAGAAUAUCUCCAAACUCAAGAAUCUCUUAAAAAGCAUAAAGACGGAGAAAAAGCAGCUGCAAGAAAAUCUUAAAGGGCUGACGGAGGAUCUUGAGCUGCAGAAGCAGAAUGUAAAUCAGUUUAGUGAAAAGAUUGCAUCGGCUCUUGAACUCAACCAGAGUCUUGAGAAUCAAGUAGAUUGCCUUACGAAAGAGAAAGAGAGACUCGAACUGGAAGUAACUGAAAGCGUGAAAACUAUUUCCAAAGUUACACUUGAAAAGGAUUCCCUGCAAGCCAAAGUAUCCAUACUGGAAACACAGCAUUCUCAAAAUAACACCGUAAUUGAAGGGCUACAAAAAGAUAAAGAGGAUUUGACUCUUCGAACUAGUGAGUUAAAUCGAGUUCUCGAGCAAAGCACACACUCAAAAUCAGAGAUUCUGCUAGCAAAAACAAAUGAAUGUAGUAAUCUCAGCCAGUCACUCAGGGAGAGGGAGGAGAGGGUGACCCAACUGCAGGAGCAAGUGCAAAGCUUGACUUCCAAGGUAGACCAGCUCCAGCUUGACAUGGCAGAAAAAGAGCAUACGAUCAGUGAUCAUCGAGCACAGAUAGAGGCCCAACAAAACCAGCAAGCGCAACUUCAGGAAACACUGUCUCUGCUGCAAGAACAGGAGCACAGUCUGAAGUCCGGGUUAAUGGAGAAGGAUACAAUAUUGAAAGAGAAGCAGGAAGAGUAUCACAGUUUGCAGAAUGAAAUCACACACCAGAAAGAUAUUGUAUCCAAGCUACAAGCAGAAGCCGAAUCACUUCAUGGAGAACAAUCAGGACUUCGCCGGCAAAUUGAAGAGAGAGAAGAAAUGUUGAAAAAUGUGACACAGCAGUGUCAAAAACACAAAGACAAAGUCAAUGAAACAAACAACACUGUUAAAGCUCUGAGUGAGCAAAUUCAUGUAAUGGAAGAAAAUGCCAGAAAGCUUGAGUCUGAAGCAAAGCUGAGGCAAACGGAGACGGCUAGCUUAAACAGCCACAUCCAGGCAGUGACUGAGGAAAACCUCCAACUUCGCGCUGCCUGUGAAGCCAGAGACAAGGAGCUUGCUCGGCAAACACAGACUCUGUCCGAGCUUCAUGGACAGCUUAAAGCGACUCUUGAGCAGAACUCCGUAUUAAGUGUGAAGAUAAGCAACCUAACAGAAAACAAUCAGAGACUACAAGAGGAGUUAGCACAGAACAUCAAAUCAGUUUCUGAACUAACCGCAGAGAGGAAUUCACUUGGAGAACAAAACUCUAAGAUCCAAAUUCAAACCUCAGAGAAUCAGAAAAUAAUUGACGGCCUGCUGAAGGAAAAGGAAAAGCUCGCUGUUGCAGAAGAUGAAUUAAAAAAGAUCCUCAAGGAAAGUGAACAGUCAAACUCUGCAGGUUUGCUCGAGAAAACAAAUGAAUGUGCGCAUCUGUCAGAAAUGUUGAGGGAGAGAGAAGAGCAAGUUCAGCAUCUACAAGAGCAACUUGAUGGCUUAAAAAAGCACGUCAGUCAACAAAUUUCACAGUUGGAAGCUCGGCAGGACCAGCUGCUGCAACUUCAGGAUACUAUAUCUAUGCUUCAGGAACAAGGAUCUGUUCUCAAGUCAGGGCUAAUGGAGAAAGACGCAAUGCUUCAGCAGAAAGCAGAGGAGUGUAGCGUUCUUCAGAAUGAAGUCGUGCAGCAGAAAGCCCUCACAUCACAGAUGAAGGGUGAGGUAGAGUCACUCAGGCAAGAGUGCUCCGAGGCGAAACAGCACAUAGAGCAAAUAGAACAGACAUUGAAAGAAGUAAGAAAUGAGUGUAAAAACCACAAAAACGAGCUGAAUAAACGAAACGAAUCGGUGAUCUCGCUCAGCAGCCAGCUUGGUGUCAUGAACGAGAAUACUGCACAGGCCGAGGUUGAAGUUGCCAACCUAAAGACCGCCGUGCAGAAACUCACUGCAGAACUGACACAGAAGGAGGACCAGAGGAAAGCAGAAAUCGUUGAUUUUAACGAUAGCAUUGAAGCACUGAAGGAGGAGAACUCAAGAUUAAAGUCUGAAUUUGAGAAAACUGUGACAGAUUUGUCCAAAGCACACGAAGAGGUUACCCAUCUGAAAACAGCAGUCUGUGAUGGGGACAACAAACUCAAAACUGCAGGCUCAGAAAGGGAGCGGCUUAAUAUGAUCAUGCAAGGAAAAGAUGACUCCCUGAAACAGCAGGAGAAUUUGAUCCAGCAACUCAACAGUAGGAUUACUGAGCAGGAGGAGCAGCUGAAACAGAAAGCAGAUGACAAUGUCAGUUUAAGUGCAAAGGUUUCAGAGCUUGAAGAUUCUGUUUGUAAACUCAGAGAACAGGUUGACCGUCUUUCUUCAGAGUCCCAUGUACUGAAAAAUACCUUGGAGAAAAGGGAACAGUCGAGUCUCGAAUAUCAAAGCCAUUUUUCAGGUGCCGUUGAGAAUCUUAAUUCAAAUCUACAUGCCAAAGAGGAUGAGUGUGAGAGCUUGAAAGAAAAGACUUCACAGCUUGAAGAGUCAGUCGCAAAGCUCAAAAGCACCCUCCAAGAACAGAUAUCUGAGGUGGAAAAUCUGAAGAAGGCCUUGGAGGAAAAACAGGCAGCUCUUUUGGACCAAUCAAAGUCUCUUCAGGAUAUUCAGAGAAAAGCAGAUGAGGCUUUGCUCUUUAAAACUCAGUUCGUGGAAAGCACAGAGUUGGUGUCACAGCUACAGAGUCAAAUUCAGCUACUGUCCACUGGGUCUGAAAACUUGAAAAUGUCAGCAGAGGAAACACAAAGUGCCUUUAACAACCUACAAGAGAAAUAUGCAGCUAACUUAGAAAUGCUGCAAGAUGUGAAAACGCAACUGUCCCAAAGGACUGACGAGGUGUCCAAACUUCAGAAGUUAUUGGACGACACCAGUAACGAACAUCAGACGGCAAAUUCCACUAUAGAAACACUGAGAAAUGAGUUAUCGGCAAUCCAUCACAAACUCGAGACGACUGAAGACCUGAACUCCAGUCUUUUGAAGGAAAAGGACGAAGCUUUUGCUUCUCAUCAAGCAAGCGUGUCGCUGCUGACUGUUGAAAUAGAAAGACUCAAAUCACAACAUCUUCAAGUUGUGGCACAAAUGAAUGCGCUGACAGAAAACCUUGAGCAGAGGGAAAUGGCUCUCCAUGCAAUUAACAGUCAGUACACUUCCCAGGCCAAACGCGCAUCCCAGCUGGUUUCAGAAAUGCAGAAACUAGAGCAGCAAAAUAACAGACUAAAUGAGGAGAUUAGUUUGUCAAAGGAAGAGAACCAGAAGCUUCUUACAGCUGCGCGUAAUGAGAACGCACGUUUGCAGGAGGAAGUUAGAAAACAUCUCGCAGAGAGGGAAGAGCUGGAAAGGCGACAUCAUCAAAUACAGUCAUCGCAGGGGGAGCUGCAGGUUCAAAUGGAGCAGCAGUCCAGCAGCAUGAACGCAAUAAUGGAGAAAACGAUGUCCGAGAAGGAGAGCCUUCAAGCAAAGGAAGCGAGGCAGAAGAUGGGUGAACUACAGCAAACCGUAAAGAAGAUGCAAACUAAUAGACUGCCACCUGAAAAAGAAAUCAUUCGCUACCAGGAAGAAACAGCAGAUCUAAGAUCGGACACAGAGAGGAAGGACACACUGCCAGUCAAGGAAACGGUUGUUUUGGCAGGUCAGAGUGGAAUGGACGAGGUGGUGAGUCGGUUGGAGGCAGAGAGGAUCCAGCUUCACGGAGACCUGCAGCGCUGCAUGUAUGAGAUCCAACAACGAGACCAGUACCUCCAGCAACUCAACCUCAAGCUGCAGCAGGAAGUGGAGGAGAAAGGUGCUGUUGCAGCUCAGCUGAGGGCCGUUUCCCAAACCCUGAGGGACACCCAGAAUCGCUGCCACUGGCUGGAAACCCAAGUCCAAGGCCAGUCUCAGGGGUCAGUGUAUGCUGAGGUUGCACCUGGAGCCCCCCAGGAGAGGAGCAUCAACUCCAUGACUGCUGGAACCGCUGAAGCCAGUCAGCUCCAAGAAAGGCUGCUUGAGUUGGAGCAGAGUCUGACAGACGAGAGAGCGAGGAGAGAGACGGCUGAGGAGGCUCUGCGUCUUGCUGAGGACAGAGCAAAGAGCGUUGAAUCCAGUCUGUCCAGAGACAGUCAGAGGGACUUCAGUAUCGAGAUGGAAGCAGAAGACGCAGUGGGAAACUCUCAGUCUCAACCCAAACCAGCCUCUCAUAGCACGAAAGGUGAAAGGCGGCAUGGUGGCGUGCCGACGCUGGCUCAGAGGGAGGAGCCUCUACUUCUCCAGGCUGUUGACGAGCCGCGCGCGCUCUCGAUAUUUCUUUCUGGCCUACCUGCUCACAAUACACGUGCUCGUCCUCAUGUGCCUCACUGGGGCCCUGUAGCCAGCUCGCACUGGGAAAUGGGUUUAAGGUUGAAACUGAAAGCUGAAGUAAGUUUUUUUUUUUUUUUUUUUUUAUAAAGCUAAUUCAGCAUUUUUAUUUUCUCUCUGCGCUGAAAAGUAAAACACUAAAAGUGGCCCACAUACAGCAUUUUGGAGAUGCUCUCCAUACUCCUGUCAGGCCACACCUUUCCUUCCUAGGAAAGUAAAUAAUAUGUUGACGUUAAAGUUUCCUGCUCAAACGAUGACAUAACAUGUUCAAAGAUUUCAGAUGAAGUCUUCACAACAUGUAAUGUCAUUUUUAUUCAUGUGGUUUGCAAGACUGAACACAGUGAGUGUGUCUUAAAUUAGAUUGUUUCCUUUAAAUAUUAUAUGUUAAAUCAAGCCUUAGAGUAUGGUUCUCUCUUCCCUCACUGCUGUUUAGGGGGGUAUUUGGCCGUGUUGCCUACAGUUUGUUGUAGAGCUGCAAAGACGAGACGAUUAGUUGUCACUAUUAAAUUAAUCGCUGACUAUUUUGAUAAUCGAUUAAU
Molecule: messenger RNA, 8584 nt
Organism: Perca flavescens (yellow perch)
Lineage: Eukaryota; Metazoa; Chordata; Actinopteri; Perciformes; Percidae
Product: golgin subfamily B member 1
Cellular component (GO): Golgi apparatus
Source: RefSeq, a predicted model, not a curated record